This is a messenger RNA of Trematomus bernacchii (emerald rockcod), 1761 nucleotides long. RefSeq names its product ER membrane protein complex subunit 7 (gene emc7). Lineage: Eukaryota; Metazoa; Chordata; Actinopteri; Perciformes; Nototheniidae. The coding region runs from base 139 to 867 and encodes 242 amino acids. The transcript is spliced from 5 exons. Gene Ontology annotation, molecular function: carbohydrate binding. The record is from RefSeq and is a predicted model, not a curated record. Gene Ontology annotation, cellular component: EMC complex.
GUCAAUAAAGUUGUAUUUGAAGUGACGUCAUCUUCCGCAGAGAGACAGCUGAUGAGCUCGGGUCUCUCGCUCCUUCUGCCAAACUGCUCCUGAAUUCAUCCAGUUAGACCUCAUUUUAAUUUGAUAAAGACAGUCGACAUGUUGCACAGAGACAGAAUACCGCUGCUAUGGGUUUUCCUCCAGGCUGUGCUCGUCGUGGCGUUGGGUUUCUCUGACAUGGAAACGGGGCCUGGUGGUGCAGGUGUUUCGGUCCAACAGCCCAAUGGAGAUCGGUUCAAAAUCGAGGGAAGAGCGGUGGUUCCCGGGGUGAAAACACAAGAUUGGGUCUCCUCGGCCAGAAUAUUCGUGGAAGGUGAAGAGUUCGUGGGCUUUGUGAGAACUGAUGGCAGUUUUGCUGUGAAUGACGUCCCCUCCGGAUCCUAUGUUGUGGAAGUUAUCACCCCUAACUAUAGAUUUGAGCCAGUGCGUGUUGACAUCACAUCAAAAGGCAAAAUGAGGGCGCGUCUUGUGAACUACAUCAAGACCUCAGAAGUAAUCCGCCAGCCAUACCCUCUUCAAAUCAGAGCAAAUGGCCCUCAGACCUAUUUCAUGAAGAGAGAAACCUGGGGAUGGACCGACUUCCUCAUGAACCCAAUGGUUAUGAUGAUGGUUCUUCCGCUGCUGAUCAUCGUUCUACUGCCCAAGGUGGUCAACACUAAUGACCCAGAGAUGAGAAAGGAAAUGGAGCAGUCCAUGAACAUGCUGAACCCCAACCCCGAGCUCCCAGACGUCUCCGAGCUCAUGACCAAGCUGUUCUCCGGCGGCUCCAAGCCCUCCACUAAGGCAGUAACCAGCAAAGGCACCAGGCCGGCUGUGAAGAGGAGGUAGUACAUUAAGUCCUCCUCACUCUGCUUAAAGAAAGAACGAGUUAUGCCGUGGAAGCAAGAUCUUUAAGUGUCAUUUUUUUUUUUUUUUUUUUCCCUCCGGGUCAAUUGUACAGUUUCUCUAUUAUUAGAUGUUUUAAGCACAUCUUGAUUUCUAAUAUGCUAUUGGAGACUGAGAAAAAAAAUAUGAUCUUUUUCAUACUGCACUGAUAGAAAUGUCUGAAACCCUGCAAAGCUGUUUUCCUUCAUUUGCUCUAUACUUUCUACACGUGGCUCUGCUACUCGCCCAUCUUUUCUGUGCUAACCCUCUGGUGUGCUUUUUUUCUCCACUGCUGCUAAUUCUACUACCUGAAAGAAAUCAUAUAUACAGAGAUGUUCAUGUUUUAGUUUUUUCCCAGUGAUAUGACUGAAUGAAUAUUACGUGAAUUUUAAGACUAAUAAAUCCUUAUUUAAAAAAAAAAAAGCCUAGAUAAAUAAAUUUGCAAUGGUAUAUAACAACUGUGUUUUUAUUUCACACCAUCUUUGUUUGAGAGGGAACACAUGGCCUUCUUAUUUUUUUUUUAUUUAUGUGUGGCAUAAUGUAUGGUCAGUAUUUCCAUACUGUACAUUACCACUGCUAAUGGUUUACUAAUUGGAAUGUAACGAUUGCCAGUUCUAAGGAUGAAAGAGCUGUGUGUUUGCUAUUAAAAAAAAUCGCUAUUGUAACUUAACUUUUAUUAAAGAGGAAAUCCUGGUACUGUGCAUUUGUCCUUAUUCUACAUUAGGUAAAGUCCUUUUGUGCAUUGAACCUGUUCAAAUAAAGAAACCUAACGAUUCCCAUUGGAUGACCAAAACCAACAAUGCUAAUCCGUCUCAAAAUAUUUGUUUCCCCAAGCGCAUCUGAUACAUGAAGACAUUU